UAAAAUCAUUAAUUAAUCUCUUGUGUUACAUUUUAGACACAAUUGAAUCACAUCAACUGCUGAAUUUUUGGUGCAAAAUUAUUCGUUUUUGUUGCAUUUUUCUAUGCAAAAUCAUUCAUUAAUCUCUUGCGUUAAAAUUUAAUAAAACAAUUUGAGUCAAAUCAACUGUUGCAAUUUUUGUUGCAUUUGUCUAUGUAAUCACAUUUUUAAUCAUAAACGGAGCCUUGUUUUUAGAAAAAAAAAAAAACUGUUGAUUAUUAGGAAAAUAGAAAAAGGAAGGGGGGUUAACCAAAAAAAUGAUGGAAAUGGCGACGAUCAAGGCGAUUGCCAACCGACUAGGUUUUCUAAAAAUUCUUCAAUUUCUCGCCACGAUUUUAGUGGUUGAGUGUGAUCAUGAUGAUGGAGUGGGGCAGUUCUCUAGGAAUCUCACCACGAUGUCUUUUUUUCCCACAAAAGAAUCCAUUUGCUUUUGUGAUGUUGUAACUGCGAAACGGUUUGAGAGGAUGUAUGUGUAUAAAAUCCCUUCUUUAGGGUCUAUUGAUUCAACAUUCCAUUUCAAAACAAUAGCAAAUCUCCUGCUUUACUUUUGGAAAUUUACAAUUUUUCUGAGAGAAAUGUUGGAAGGUUUACGGAGAUCAAUUCAAGACAUCAACUUGGGGUGUAACGAUGCCCCUUUUGUUCUACCAAGGGAGGUGGUUCGCCAAGCCGAAGAAGAGAACCGGUUCAUCAUCAUUGGGCGUCCAGUUAUGCCUAGACGCCAGAACCUCCGUGCCAUUGUUGCAUCUAUGCCUCGAAUCUGGGGACUGGAGGGUAUUGUUAGGGGAAGAAUCAUCGAAGGACGAAGAUUUCAAUUUGUUUUCCCAUCUGAAGAAGCGUUAGAGACGGUCAUGCGAAGAGUCCCCUGGGCUUUUGCUGAACGAAUGCUUGUGUUGCAGAGGUGGACGCCAUUGAUGGAUCUGGAGAUGCUCAACUUCAUUCCGUUUUGGAUUCAAAUUCGAGGCAUCCCUCUUCAGUUCAUGAACAGAGAGGUGAUUGUUCACAUUGCUAGGGAGAUGGGUCAGUAUAUUCAGAUGGAGUACAAUGAAGAACUUGGUGGAAGAUUGGAGUUUGUUCGUGUAAGGCUUAACUGGAAUGUAUCUCAUCCUUUGAAGUUUCAGCGAAAUUUCCAAUUUACUCCCGGGGUGAACACGCUGCUCAAAUUCCAAUACGAGAGGCUUCGUGGAUUUUGCGAAGUUUGUGGAAUGAUUACUCAUGACACUGGCGCUUGUGUCAUUAACAAUGGAGGACCUGCUCCAGAUGAUGGCAAUGAUGACAGCGACGGUGAAGAAGACAUGGACGUGAGGGCUCCCAAUCAAGGUGUCAUCAUUGAAGAAGUUCAGGAAGAGGAAGACAGGGCUGAAGAAGAUCAAGAUGUUGAUCCGGUACAAGAGGAGUAUGAGCACAAUGCGGUGACAGUGGAGACUGAGAAUGUUGAUGAGGAGGUGUGGAAUGAUCCAUACAGAGAGACGUUAUACUCUGUGGAUUAUUACCCUGUGGAGAUGUUAAACGCUGAUAGCAGUAUUGGUCGUAUGAAUCAAAAGAGGAAAAAUUGGUUACAAGACGCAGACGGAAACACGCUAAAGUUUACUAACAUUGAAGCCGGAGAGUCAAGCAGAGGGAAUGAAAGUAAGAGGCAGAGAGGAGUAGGGGAGACAGGAGAUGCUGAGAACACAGAUGAGAGUCAGACAGAGCAGAGAGGCGCGGUGGGCCCAGAACCACCUCUUCCGCCAUGAGGACACUCAGUUGGAACUGUCGGGGUCUAGGCAGUGACUCGACAGUUCGACGCCUUAAGGAGAUAGACAGAAAAUAUCUCCCGGACAUCAUAUGCCUGUCAGAAACCAAGCAACCAGACGAUUAUGUUCGUGACGUUGGAGCUCAGCUUGGCAGUGUGUUUUCAGUUUUAGUACCGCCGGUAGGAAUAGGAGGCGGUUUAGUUAUCUUUUUCAAGCAUCAUGU
This is a messenger RNA of Brassica napus (rape), 1995 nucleotides long. RefSeq lists its product as uncharacterized. The record is from RefSeq and is a predicted model, not a curated record. Bases 297 to 1772 code for a protein of 491 amino acids. NCBI's taxonomy places the organism in Eukaryota, Viridiplantae, Streptophyta, Magnoliopsida, Brassicales, Brassicaceae. The transcript has a single exon.